Molecule: messenger RNA, 1491 nt
Organism: Saccharomyces eubayanus
Lineage: Eukaryota; Fungi; Ascomycota; Saccharomycetes; Saccharomycetales; Saccharomycetaceae
Gene: VPS73
Product: putative sugar transporter
Exons: 1
Coding region: 1-1491 (496 amino acids)
Biological process (GO): monosaccharide transmembrane transport
Cellular component (GO): membrane
Molecular function (GO): hexose transmembrane transporter activity
Source: RefSeq, a predicted model, not a curated record
AUGAAUAGAAUGCUAUCUAGUGCGUCUUUACUGUCCAAUGUUAACAUACCGAGGAAAAACGAGAAUAAACUAACAAAGGCCUUGUUUUAUGCAAUUAUCGUGGCCUCAAUUGGUUCAAUACAGUUCGGUUACCAUUUAUCAGAACUGAAUGCUCCUCAGCAGGUGCUCUCAUGUUCAGAGUUUAACAUACCUUCGGAGGGCUACCCUUACGAUCGAACGUGGUUGGGGAAGCGAGGAUAUAAGCAAUGCAUACCACUGAACGAUGAACAAAUCGGUAUCGUGACCUCCGUCUUUUGUAUUGGAGGUAUAUUGGGUUCUUAUUUUGCCGCUAGUUUGGCAAACAUUUACGGUAGGAAGUUCUCAAGUUUAAUGAAUUGCACACUAAAUAUUAUCGGCUCUCUGAUUAUUUUCAACUCAAAUAGCUACAGGAGUUUGAUUAUUGGAAGGAUCCUCGUGGGAAUAUCGUGUGGCGCUUUGAUUGUUAUUAUACCCCUUUUCAUAAAAGAGGUUGCUCCAAGUGGUUGGGAAGGCCUAUUAGGUACGAUGACUCAAAUCUGCAUUAGACUGGGCGUCUUAUUGACACAAGGAGUUGCCCUCCCACUCACGGAUUCGUAUCGUUGGAGGUGGAUUUUGUUUGGUAGCUUCCUUCUCGCAGUACUAAAUCUUUUCAUGUGGUUCAAAGUAGAUGAAUCACCGAAGUGGUUGCUAGCACAUGGUAGAGUUAUCGAUGCCAAGUCUUCCUUAUGCAAUUUACGUGGUGGCACUUUUGAGGAAGCCGCACAAGAAAUACAGCAAUGGCAACAACAGAUUGAAUCUGGAGAUUCAUUAAUUGAGCCUACCACUACGAAUUCUAUUAGCGGUUCAAACUCAUUAUGGAAAUAUUUGAGAGACGAAAGCAAUUUYAAGGCUCGUCAUGUUAUCACUAUUUUAUUAUUUGGCCAACAGUUCUGCGGUAUAAACUCCAUUGUGCUUUAUGGAACCAAGAUAAUCAGUCAACUCUAUCCUCAAAAUGCAAUAAAGAUAAACUUCUCUAUUAGUUUGGUAAACGUUUUAGUGACCAUACUGGUAUCUUUACUGAUUUAUAGUUUCCCACGUAAACCACUUUUGAUGACGUCCACCAUUUCAGUCUCCAUUGCCGCCUUCAUAAUGGGUAUGGCAAUGAAUUAUAACAAAAUGAAUCUGUUAAUAGUAUUUUCGUUCAUAUACAUGGGGGUCUUCACGAUGGGGUUAAAUCCGUUGCCGUUCAUAAUAAUGAGAGAAAUUUCCAGCCCUCAAGACAUGGUCCUUGCUCAAAGAUACGGUACCAUCUGCAAUUGGGUAGGAACUUUCAUCGUUGCAUAUACUUUCCCGAUUAUUCACGACAUUCUCUCAGGUUAUGUUUUUGUAAUUUUUGCUGUCAUAGCUGCUUCAAUGAGUGUCUACAUUUGGAAAAGGGUCCCAGAGACUAAGAAACAUGGAGCCCACUAUAAUGACAUACGGGUCAGUCAUUGA